Molecule: messenger RNA, 1821 nt
Organism: Trichoderma gamsii
Lineage: Eukaryota; Fungi; Ascomycota; Sordariomycetes; Hypocreales; Hypocreaceae
Product: sorting nexin-4
Exons: 3
Coding region: 1-1821 (606 amino acids)
Biological process (GO): autophagy; cytoplasm to vacuole targeting by the Cvt pathway
Cellular component (GO): phagophore assembly site
Molecular function (GO): phosphatidylinositol binding
Source: RefSeq, a predicted model, not a curated record
AUGGAAGACGGUGCUUCAAACUAUGCGCAGAGAAGGGGAAAAGACAUUUACAGCUAUUUGUCGUAUCAAAGAAGCCAUUAUCAUCAAAUCCAUUUCAUUUCAUCUUUCAACGACAGUGUCUUUGCUGAGGCUGCUGUUAUGAGCAUUUCGCAAAUCCCAUUCCGCCCUUCACACAGCCUCAAGUCAUUCCAGCCAACUGGCAACGCCUCUUCGCUAGCCUCGGAAUUUACGUCGCCCAUCCUAAACUCUCAACUCUCAGCGUUUGCUCACAGCCUUCCCUCGCCAUCCUUCGACCAUAACCGCGCCUCUUCAAGGUCGAGAGCCUCCAUCCAAUUGUCGCAUCUCCGCUCGGCAUCUCUCCAGACUCACAGCCUCUGCCGUCAUCCGAUCAGCCAUCACCACUCAGCCAAGCUCCCCGCAGAUGCUCCGACCAUGACGAGCCCCCAAGACAACGACCAAGACGACUUCUCCAACGUCACCUGGAGCGAACAUGUCCAUGAGCAGGCAGCGCGCUCUGCAGCUGUCGCCGCCGCCGAGGGCCCCGGACGCCCCAUCGAGGAGAUUGGAAACAGCUCGGCGAAUGCCCUCGGCCGCGAGAAGCUCGAAUGCACCGUUGGGUCGCCCAUCAAGGAGAAUGACGGCACCAAGGAUGCCUUUGUAUCGUAUCUCGUCACCACUCACUCUACAUUCCCAUCCUUCCAGAAAGAAGUCACGACAGUGAGGAGGCGCUUCACAGACUUCGCUUUCCUGUUUAAACAGCUCAUGCGAGACUACCCCGCCUGCGCCGUCCCGCCAAUCCCGGAUAAGCAGCGCAUGGAGUAUGUCCGUGGCGAUCGCUUCGGUAACGACUUCACUUCACGGCGCGCCCACUCGCUGCAGCGGUUCCUGAACCGCCUGUCGCUCCACCCAGUGCUACGCAGGAGCACCAUUCUGCACAGCUUCCUCGAAAGCAACGACUGGAAUGCAACGGUCAAGAGCCGCACAACUCGUGGCAGCAUAGCGAGUGACCCCGGCGGCUCCAGCGGCGUUUUCGAUAACUUUGCCGAUACCUUUAUCAACGCUUUCACCAAAGUCCACCAGCCUGACAGACGGUUUCUCGAGGUGAAGGAGAAGAGCGACAAACUAGACGAAGACCUUGGCCACAUCGAAAAGGUAAUUGCCCGCGUGGCCCGCCGAGAAGGGGACCUGGAAACCGAUCUGCGGGAUCUGGCGGAGCAAUUCCAGAAGCUCAUCACUCUUGAGCCUGGUAUUGAGUCCGCCGUCCACGCCUUUGCUGCUUCUAUCGAAGAUACGGCACAACACCUUCACCAGCUGAAGGAUGUAACAGAUCAGGACUAUCUUGGAUCGCUUCGCGACAUGCAGGCCUUCUCCCUCGCCCUCAAGAACCUUCUCAAAGCCCGAGAGCAGAAGCAGCUUGACUACGAACAGCUGACGGAGUACCUAAACAAAUCCACUUCCGAGCGUGAUUCCUUGCGCUCCGGCCAUGGCGCACCCAGUGGGCCAGGUGGCUUCAUACGCGCCAAAAUCGAGGACGUCCGCGGCGUGGAUCACGAACAGGCCCGGCGAGAGCGCACUAGAAAGCUAGAACUACGGGUCGAAGAGCUCAGCACCGAGGUCGAAAACGCCCGUGAAACUAGCCAUCGUUUCGACGACGAGGUGAUCCGCGAAGUUGCUGACUUUGAGCGCAUCAAGCGCAUCGAGAUGAAGGCCCAGCUUGGCGGUCUGGCAGAUGCUCAUGUCAAGUUUUACGGCGACGUCGCCGAGCUGUGGGAGCAAUAUGUCAUGGAGAUGGAGAAGGAGGGCGUUGUUCCCAUAGCAUGA